UCAAAUUAAGCCCCGCCCCUCGCAUAAGGCAGACAGACAACACGAACACGUUGCGACGCCCGCACAGCACACACACACGCGCGCCAGUCAACCGCGCUUUUAGGCGAGGCAGUUUUGGCGGACUUGAACCAAACUUUUUUGGUAGAGGCAUGACGUUCCGGAGGCUAAAGAUGGUCGAUUCAAGCGGGCCGGACUAUGCUGCGGCGUCUUCCCCGGACAACGGCGUCUAUUUCCCGUCGUCCCAGUCGGACAGCUGCGGGCGGACCGCGCCGCUCAACAACGUCGCCUCCGAGGUUUAUAACUACAAGACGCUAGCUUACUCCGGAGGGACUUUGCCCAGAAAUUUGAGAAAGGCUGGCGGCUCACAGAAAUGGAAGCCACAAAUUCAAUCACCUCAAGAACCUCAAAGGAAGCUGGUGGUGCUAGAGAAGGCGGAUGAGCAAACGUUUGGUUUUGAGAUUCAGACUUACGGCUUGCAUCAUCAGGACCAAAACACGGUGGAGAUGUGCACAUUCGUGUGCAAGGUGCAUGACGACAGCCCGGCCCAGCUUGCUGGUCUUAAAGUUGGCGAGACCAUCGCAAGUGUCAACGAGAGCCUUGUAGAAGGAUUUCGCCACAAGGAGAUUGUCCAGCUCAUCAAAGCGUGUGGAAACACACUCAGGAUGGAGACGAUUUAUAGCGAUUCUAUCCGGAAAGCUGAGCUGGAGGCGCGACUGCAGUAUCUGAAGCAAACCCUCCAUGAGAAGUGGGAUGAAUAUCGCUCGUUAAUGGUGCAGGAACAGAGGCUUGUCCACGGUAUAGUGAUGAGCGACGCAUCCGUGUACGAGUCCCUAGAGUCGGCAGGCGUGUACGGCAGCCUGGGAGCACCUAGCCCCGCCGCUCCCCGCGCCCUCCACUGCACCGGAAGUGCCAGCAGUAGCGCCAGCAUCCUCAGCACGGCCACCGAGGACGACCCGCUCUACCAGACGUGCCUGUACCACGCGGGCGACUCGGACACAGGCGAGGGUAAACGGUGUAAACAACCGUCGCCAGUGAGAAAACAGCGCCUGCGGCCCGCCAGCGAGCUGUUUGCCUCGGCCAAGACGCAGCUAACACGUAGCGCCAGCACUCGCAGCUACACGAGGGGGCCCUCACAGGGGCCCGCGGCUGUCGACAAGCUGCCAGUCUUCAGCUCGCUACAGAGGAAACACAGAAGCUUCCGGAGGCACUUCCUCAAGUUCAUCCCAGGCUUGAACAGGCCACUAGAGGAGGAGGAGAGCAAACUGUGACAUCACCUAAUCUCAAGACUGAUUGUCUCAAAAGCAUAAAGCGACCAAAGGCUGCUUGCCAGCUGCCAAUGUUCCACAGCUGUAUAGAACUUUUAAGUUAUUUAUUUAUUUUAAAUGCGUCAGGCAUCAAGUUCAAAGUGAAGUAGUUGGGUUUUUUCGCCUGUUUUUACUGCAUGCAGACUUUUCUUGACAGCUGACAAAUCAUUCAUUUUGCAACCGGUUUUGUAAGUUUGAUGUAUGCUUUAAAAGACUCACAGAUUUUUCUGCCAAAAACAUUUGUUCCAAAAAAUAAAA
Corythoichthys intestinalis (scribbled pipefish) is the source of this 1562-nucleotide messenger RNA. RefSeq names its product trafficking regulator and scaffold protein tamalin (gene tamalin). The record is from RefSeq and is a predicted model, not a curated record. Gene Ontology annotation, molecular function: protein binding. Lineage: Eukaryota; Metazoa; Chordata; Actinopteri; Syngnathiformes; Syngnathidae. The transcript is spliced from 8 exons. The coding region runs from base 150 to 1268 and encodes 372 amino acids.